Messenger RNA from Branchiostoma floridae (Florida lancelet), 1912 nucleotides. Its product is annotated as kinase D-interacting substrate of 220 kDa-like. The coding region runs from base 403 to 1281 and encodes 292 amino acids. Lineage: Eukaryota; Metazoa; Chordata; Leptocardii; Amphioxiformes; Branchiostomatidae. The transcript is spliced from 6 exons. The record is from RefSeq and is a predicted model, not a curated record. Gene Ontology annotation, molecular function: protein binding.
UUUGCUAACCGUUGAGCAAGCAGAAAAAUUCUAAUUGAAUUUUAAUUCAACUGUCCCCUCUUGUCCAGUUUAGAGUUUAUCACGCAGUAUCCUGGGUACGAGACUCCAGACAUCGAAGAUGGUGGACCGAUAAAAACCAAACACAGCGACGUCGCGUAGUGUACAUGUCAAGAAGAGCAUGGAUUUGAUCUCAGUAGGCGCCUGUUGUGGACUUAUAAGACACUAGUAUAUCUGGGUUUCUUUAAUUAACUUCGGGAACCGUCACAAGGAUUUUCGCCGUUUCAACAGAAGUUUGAACAAGACUCUUCAUAGAGCUGGUGAUACACAAAUGUCUUGGAGAACAGACUGUUGGUGUGGAACCCUGGUGUGGAAGGUGUGAGCUAGCGAUAGUUCUGACAAAUUAUGGCGGAUGAGGUAUCUACGGAUGAGGCGGUACAUGAACGUUACAUAGCUCCAGAUGAGGUUGAUACGGAUGAGGAGGCUACGGAUGAGGCGAAUGAAGCUCUUUUGAAUGCUGCUAGGGACGGCUCGGUUGACGGCAUUAAAGCGGCAUUGAAAGCUGGUGCAGACAUUAACUUCAAACCCGGCUUCAAGCGAGAAGAAGACGGCUGGGUACACCAUAUCGCACACAUUGGUCCAGCACUGUACACCGCUGCCAUCCGCGGGCAUGUAGCUGUAGUGAGCCUGCUGCUCCGCGAGGGGGCGUCCGUGGUGCAAAGAACAAGUUCAAUGGCGCCUCUUCAUAUCGCAGCGAUGAAAGGGUUCACAGAGAUAGUGGACUUGCUGGUGCAGCAUGGUGCAACAGUAGACGUACGGGACGGCUGGCUGUAUACACCGCUCAUGUAUGCUUGCGACGCCAAAAGUGCGGACACAGUUCGGCGACUGAUUGAGCUUGGAGCAAGAACGGACUAUCUCGAGGAUUAUUUAGCAAAGGGGACGGGAAAAGUAACCGAUGGCCACAAAGAGUGUCUGAAGCUGAUAGAGGAGGCGAAGAAGACAAAGCUGUUAAGAUGCUGCAACCCCAAGUGUGGCAAACCUGGCGACGGGUCAACCCUUGAACUGUGUGGCAAGUGCAAGCUGACCCGCUACUGCAGCCGUGACUGUCAGGAGCAGCACUGGUCUGUCGGACACAAGAAGUGCUGUGGGCAUGACGUGUACAAUGACGAAGAAGAAACUGACCCCCUUCAACAACUAGUUUCGUUAAUGACAAAUCACAUCCGACACUUCGGAUCCGAAUCACUGGAAGCACUCAGUGCAGUUUUACCGUCGGCGCCACAGUAAAUGGCUGAUAAUUCCACAUGAAGCAUUUGUGAUAACAAGAUACCAUUACAGCCACAUCGUGUAGUGAAAACUUAGUGACAUGUUUCUCACCAUUGUUACUAGAUCUAGUACUGGCGUCUCUAUUUAGAAAGUAUCAUGCUAUGUUUUCUUAUUGUUGUUUUUCACACGUGUAUUCCGUCCAGAGGGACAAGCGCUUUUAUACUUUCGAUUUGCUAAUUUGGUAGGAAAAAAGUAAGGACGUUAACUUGUAACAUGGAAAGUGGGAUUUUUUUAACCAAGUCACUUUUGUAGUAACAAAUUAACACGGAAAGUAGGGUUUUCUUUACAAAGCCACAUUUUAGUAAUCGCUUCUAGCCUGGGUGCCAGACUGUUGCAAGGACCUACAUAUAUACGCCGGCCUACUCCUCGGCUUCAGAGCCUACAGGCUUCAAGGAAACCGAGGGUCUAACUCAAAGGAGGGGAGGGAGUGAUAAAAAAAAACAUUGGGGACAUGUUGGCCAUAGAGGCAAGGAGUUUGCCUGUGUAGACCCUGGAAACAGUCUGGCAUCCAGGCUACCUCUUUUCCUUUUUUAUUUGUUAACGUUGUUCAAUCCUUGUAUAGUGUUUCACCUAAUAAAAGUAACAAAGAAGG